Molecule: messenger RNA, 2568 nt
Organism: Trypanosoma conorhini
Lineage: Eukaryota; Euglenozoa; Kinetoplastea; Trypanosomatida; Trypanosomatidae
Exons: 1
Coding region: 1-2568 (855 amino acids)
Biological process (GO): post-transcriptional regulation of gene expression
Cellular component (GO): cytoplasm
Molecular function (GO): mRNA binding
Source: RefSeq, a predicted model, not a curated record
AUGCCACUAGGGGAGCGCGGGGUUCUCAUGACGUACCAGGGCCAGCAGCCGCAACACCAGCAGCAGGGCCAACCGCUCCAGCAUCAUCUUCAACAGCCGCAGCUACAGCCGCAGCUACAGCCGCAGCUACAGCCGCAGUCACAGCCGCAGCCGCAGCAUCACCCUCACCAUUUUUACAACUAUCAUGCACAGUACCAGGGUAUGUUGCCUCCCAAUGCUGCCGCCGUCCCUCCGCUCACGCAAGCCCCUUUUUACCCCAUUCCCGGGGUUUUGCCCGCGUCCCCGUACUACAAUCAGCCCCAGCAUCAUUUACACCAGCAUCAGCAACAACAUCACAGCAAGCAUCAGCAGUAUCCACCGCAGGCCCCAGGUGUGGGGUACGGUAACGCCGCGCAUUCAGGAUUUUCUCUGUACGCCCCUAACGUCUUUGAGGUAGGUUAUUCUGUGCCUCAGCCAAAGUACUACCGAGAGAACCAUCGUGGAGGCCGUGGCCGCACGGGAAUGAGGGGGGGAUAUAACGCCGAGGGCGACACCCGCGAGUCCUACUUUGAGGUCCAUUUAAAGAGCUUUGACGAACUGGAAGAGGCACGCCGCAAGGGAAGCCUGCGUGAAUCCCUGCAACCGAUGGUGAUUGGAAGAAUGAGGCGUCGAGCCUCGCCCGGAGUACUAAAGAUUCUUGUGAUUGUGGACCAUCAGUAUCUUGCGGCGUGCAUGUCGGUGCCGCCAUCUGACGACGACGUUAUUCUCUCGAAGGAAGUCUCGACUCAGUUUCUAGACGUACAGCACGUGUAUUGCGACGAUGGAGUUCGAUUAGUGGACAUGGAGGAUGGCACACAUGUUGCCAAGCACGUGUACUCGACUCUUCGAAUUGCCCUGCAACAACUGGCCGCCUACGACAAGACAGACCCUGAUGUGGACGUUGCUGUGGAUUUUACAUCGUCUAGCGGAUCACUUUUGCUGAAGGACCUCCUCCUUCAUCGUGGCGCAUCCACGCUGCUUUCGGAGGUCUUGGAAGGAGACGACGAGGCUGCGGAUAACCUGUGGUUGCGUCUUCUUUUGGCGCCCUCCUUUUCCGCGACUAACGAUGGCGCGGAUGGCGCCCUGCAGAAACAGUCACCCACUGGGAAGACGAACACCCCCCCGCUACUCCCCUCGUGUGGGGUAGGAAUUCUUGCCACCGCGCAAGGGACCUGGCUGUUUAGAAAGGCAGUGCUGCACCCCAAACGACGAGAGACUUUGUUCUGCGUGUUGCAGGAAGCGGCAGUGCCCCCGCCUCAGGAGGAGUCCGAGGCGUCGCCGUCGUCACUUAUGCCGGAGAAUCUCUUUUUGGCGCUCUUCUCGUGCCCCUUGGCGUCGCGUUUUGUGUUUGAGUGUUUUGGCCUCGUGGAGGGGGUAACUCGCUGCGAGGCGGAGGUAAGUGUCUUGUGCGCCGCCCUAGAGCGACUCGCACUCAAGGUGGUGUGCAGCAACGGCGGUAGUUUCCUCAUGACGGCGUUGGUGAAGGCACUCUGCCCAAGUCGCUUCAGUGGUGGACACAAGACGGGUGGAAAACGCGGACGCGAAAACGAGGCCCAACCAAAGCAACAACGCGACGCCAAUGACGGCCACUAUGAGGAGGAUGGCGCUGAAAACGGCGGCGGCGGGAAGGAGGGCAAGCCGUAUGGAAUGGACGGGCAAGCGCCACCCAUGCAGGUGGUGGCCACCGGCUUUAAUGUUUCGGAGAUGUCCUCUGAGUGGCGGCUGUUCUGCGCGGUAGCUCGGGCCUUUGUCUCAGGCCCAAUCCCGGGUGACGCAAAGGAAACUGAGGCAACGUUGAACCGUCGUGUCAAGCUGCUUACGCAGCACGUCGUUGCGUGUCGAGCUAUACAGAGUCUUAUUCCUUUCUUUGCGGAUGCCGUUCUUCAGGGAGAACUUGUCCGCCAAGAGCCGCAGGAAGGUGCCCCUGACACGGUGCCCGAGGCAGCACAGUUCUACGAUGACUGCGCGAAGAUUCUCUCGGAGAUCGCAAGUCAAAGUGGACUCUUGGCAAACCAUAGCUACGGUAAUUAUGUGUUACAGACCGUUGUGUCGGAGCUGGCGCAACGCACUGUUGCCGGGUCCCCGAUCCAGUCGAUGCUACACAAUGUUUUUGAUGUGUUAAUUAGUAGCAUAUUCGAGGUCAGUAUGCAGAAGUUUGCCUCUAACUGCGUUGAGACGGCAAUCGCGGCGUGUCACAAGCUCCCGGACCGCAGCGCCCUCAUUCUGCGUUUUGCCACUGCUUUGCUCUCGGGAGGCCCAAACCGCAUGGAACAGGUAGCGAUGCACCAGUACGGCAACUACGUUGUGCGCCGCAUACUAGACUCCCUCACCGCCAUCGCCACCGGGGCUUCCCCUACCGCCACCCCGGCGGAAGUGCGGGAGGCGUGUGAGGUGGAGCGGCAGUACUUCAACAAACUCAGUGCCCAGUCCCAUCGUCUCCGUCAGACGUCGUACGGGUCUGGGCUGCAGGCGUGGGUGGAGAAUCAGCGCGAGAGGAUGCAGGGCAUGGCGGCGGCAAGAGCAGGAGUCAACGUGCAGGCGGCUGAGUGA